Molecule: messenger RNA, 841 nt
Organism: Apis mellifera (honey bee)
Lineage: Eukaryota; Metazoa; Arthropoda; Insecta; Hymenoptera; Apidae
Gene: Bet1
Product: BET1 homolog
Exons: 4
Coding region: 185-523 (112 amino acids)
Biological process (GO): endoplasmic reticulum to Golgi vesicle-mediated transport; vesicle fusion with Golgi apparatus
Cellular component (GO): SNARE complex; Golgi trans cisterna
Molecular function (GO): SNAP receptor activity
Source: RefSeq, a predicted model, not a curated record
CAACACAAAUUGAAAGUUGGUAGUACUGAUUACACAUCAUAACGUGACGUUGACAUGUUGUCACUGCUUGUAACAUAUACUUAACUUGUGUUAUUUGAUUGCUUCAUUGACAGUUCUUUUUGCAUGAUCUACUGUAAUCUUUGUUGCAAAAAUAUCUUAAUUAACCGCCAAAAUUGAGAAUAAAAUGCGAAGAAGUCAUACAAAUUAUUCUUAUGAACCUUUACCAACUACAUCAAGUCAUGAUGGCUUGGAAGAUGAAAAUGAAAGAAUGACAGAACAUUUAAAAGAUAAAAUUUAUGCUUUAAAAUCUUUGUCAAUUGAUAUUGGACAAGAAGUACAAUAUCAAGAUAAAUUACUUCGUGGAAUGGAUGAAGAUUUUGAAAGGACAAGUGGUUCAUUAACAAAUUCAGUUGCACGUGUAUUGCGUUUAUCCAAAGGAAGCCAUACUUAUUAUAUUUUGUAUUUAAUAUUAUUCUCUGUAGUUGUUUUUUUUAUAUUAUGGGUAACAUUGAAAUUUUUUUAACUAAAAUAUAUUUUGCACAAAAAAGAAUAUUGAAACAAGAAUUCAUUCCUAUAAAAAAUGUAUUUUUUUUUUUUGCACUCAUAAUGAUAAUUUUUGAAAUAUAAUAUUCAAUAUAUGUAUAUAAAAGAUAAUAUUUUUAACCUAUUUAAACUGUACAGUUAAAAUAGUCGAAUUUUAUGUAAAAAUUAUACUAUUAUACUAUUUGUAAGAAUAAAAAAAAUAUAUUUUAUGUUAAAGCAGUGUGCAUGUAUAGAUAUAUGUAUAUUUAAUAUAUAUAUAUUUUAAUUAUUGUAAAAUAAAAAUGUUUGUAUGUAAAUA